This is a messenger RNA of Prorocentrum cordatum, 612 nucleotides long. The record is from the annotation of a GenBank genome assembly. NCBI's taxonomy places the organism in Eukaryota, Dinophyceae, Prorocentrales, Prorocentraceae.
AUGGUGUCGGGCCUUGGAUUUGACAUGGUGUCGAACCCCUUCGAAAACCCGCCCCGGGAGGUCCUGUUUGGCAUGGUGUCGGGCCCCGUCCGCGACGGAUCCAUUGACAGAUCCAUUGACAGAUCCAUGGACAGAUCCGUUGACAGCGCCGUUGACGGAUCUGUUGACAGCACUGAUGACAAGCGUGUUGACAGCGCCGGUGGCAGCGCUGUUGACAAAUCCGUUGACAGCACUAUUGACAGACGUACGGACAGUGCCAUUGACAGCGCCGUUGACAGCGCCGUUGACAGAUCCGUUGACAGGCCCAUUGAUAAGCUUGUUGACAGCGCUGGUGACAGGCCCGUUGACAAGCUUGUUGACAGUGCCGUGGGCAGGCCUGACGACUGCGCGAGUGUCAGACCUGGUGACAGCGCUAUUCCGAGCUCCGUUAACACCACCGCUGGCAAGCGUAUGGACAGCGUCAUUGACAGCGCCGUUGACGGCGCCGUUGACAGAUCCGUUGACAGGCCCGUUGACAAGCUUGUUGACAGCACUGGUGACGGGCCCGUUGACAAGUUUGGUGCCAACGCCGUGGGCAAGCCUGUUGACAGGCCUAUGACAGGCGCGGGCUAA